GGCUCAAUUUUGUUUCGCCCUCCGCCAAGUGAACAAGUCGCGUUUUCUCGGUCGUUCGAUUUAUUUUCCUUUCCGUUUCGUUUUUGUUUUUCCGUUUUUUACGUUCUGUUUAAGUUUUUUGGUUUUUGGCAAAAUUCGUUUCUUUAAAACUCGAAAAAAUAAAAAAAAAAUCUUCGGCACGUGAAAGCCUAAACCACGGGAUGCGUGGCUUAAGUCCGUGACAUUGAUUGGAGCACUCUUGGACCUUUAUUGAGAAGAGACCCCUUUAUUUAGUGCGAUUGAUUGUGAUUUCGUUUAUGUCGCCGUGUCGAUGAACGAGUUAGUGGUAGGCCUCAACAGCAGGGAAUAAUUUCCGAAGUGUGAUUGAUUUACGCUUGAGUUUUGCUGUACAAUCAAACGAAGAAACGUCGGGGAAAGUAUUUUUUUUUAUAAAUCUUUCCAACCGGUGGUAUGAAGUACUGUGUUACGUAAAGUGAUAAAACGCAGAAGCUACGUGCAAUCGAGGCGCGAAGGAUAGUGCAAAUGUAAUUUAGAAGAGCAGAAUAUUGCUGUCGACUAAAAAUAGGAUUAUUUAUGACUUUUGUUUGAAAACUUGUUUAUUAUUGUAGAGGAGAACUGUUUUCAAACAUUGAUGAAACAAUACGAGGAAACCGAAGCGACUGUAGAAACGACAAGCACUGAAUUUAUCACGCAAACUGUAUGACGCUUUUCGCUAGUCAAGUCAAGAAGAACAAACAGAACGAUUAUCAUCAGUAUUACUACAUAAUAUAAGUCUUAACGAAAAUAAGCGGCAAAACUGACAGAGAAAUCCAAAAAAUUUUAACUGACUGUACGGGGAAGCUUCAGCGUAUACGUUUUUAUCGAACCCAGAGAACUAUUUCGGAGCGUAUAACCGACGACUGCAUUAGAACUUUUACAUAUACACGGCAUCCUGAUCCCCGUCAUCCUCGUUCUCAUCCCACUCGGAGCUUUUCACUUGUAACGAUUGAGGAAGUAGUUUCGAAGCAUACCAUCUCCGCCCACCAAAAGGUUGACAUGAUGACGAACGGAAUUGCGGAUAACCAACAGAAUGGUGGCGGAGGCCAGGAGGACUCCAAAACCAAUCUCAUUGUCAAUUAUCUGCCACAGCAAAUGACCCAGGAGGAGAUCCGGUCACUUUUCUCCAGCAUCGGUGAAGUAGAAAGCUGCAAACUGAUUAGAGAUAAAGUUACGGGUCAAAGUUUAGGCUACGGUUUCGUGAACUAUCAACGAGCGGAGGAUGCCAGCAAAGCAAUCAGCACAUUGAACGGCCUAAGACUGCAGAACAAGCAGAUUAAGGUAUCAUUUGCACGGCCAAGUUCCGAAGCAAUCAAGGGAGCUAAUCUGUAUGUAUCCGGGCUGCCGAAGAAUAUGCUUCAAGCGGAUCUGGAAGCGCUGUUCAGCCCAUACGGACGCAUCAUCACCUCUCGCAUACUGUGUGACAAUAUAACUGCACGACAGUACGCUUCGGCUUCUGGAGAUACUUCGCCCGGUCUUUCCAAAGGUGUGGGCUUUAUCCGCUUUGAUCAACGCAUGGAAGCUGAGAAGGCCAUCAAGGAGCUGAACGGUACAGUACCGAAGGGAUCCACCGAACCGAUAACCGUAAAAUUUGCCAACAAUCCAAGCAAUACGAAAACCGUCCCUGCACUAGCAGCUUACCUGGGUCCUCAGGCGGCUCGACGUUUUCCCGGACCGAUUCAUCACGCGACGGGGCGAUUCAGUGCUAUUCCGAAUUACAGAUACUCGCCACUGGCCGGGGACCUGCUGGCCAACACCAUGAUCCCAACGAAUGCUAUCGCCAACGGGUCCGGUUGGUGUAUCUUCGUGUACAACCUGGCUCCGGAGACGGAGGAAAAUGUUCUGUGGCAGUUGUUCGGACCAUUUGGAGCGGUUCAGUCCGUCAAGGUUAUCAAAGACCUGCAAACCAACAAAUGCAAAGGUUUUGGCUUUGUCACCAUGACAAACUACGAUGAGGCCGUUGUCGCCAUUCAAUCGUUGAACGGUUAUACCCUCGGAAAUCGUGUUCUGCAGGUUAGCUUUAAAACCAACAAAUCUAAGAACGCGUAAAAAAAGUGAGACGAAGGACAGCGGGAGAUCCCAUUCAAAAAAUGAUCCGAGCGAAGGAAAGCAGAUUUAUUUGCGUUCGUUAUUUUAAGUUAUCCGAAAUAUGGGAAAUUUACUGAAACAACAAACAACACACAAGUUAGACGAACGAACAUGUCAGUAUUCGAUCUCGAAACGUGGAAGAAGGGCUCGAUACCAUUUUCCCUAGAACAUUCAUUAUAAAAAUACCGUAGGACAAAGAAAAGGGAGAUUGCGAAUACACGAGAGAAAAAAGGAAGUAGUGAUUGUGACAAAACAAACAAAAAAAACUGGCCAACGAAUACGCGAUGAUGAUUGCAGCAAGGCUGCAAUCGAAACACAGAAAUAAUUCCAAGAUUUUUUAAUCGAACAAGUUACACGGUAGGGCCUCUCGCAUGUGACAUCUUCCGUCCAUGUGGGGGCGAUUAUAAAGCAGGUGGGGCAUUUUUGCUCCAUUCAGAGGCUCCAUUUUUUCCAAAUCCAUUAGGACAACGUUUUCAUCUAGUAGAUUUUUAGAUCAAUUUAUCGGAACAAACCGGUAUGCAUGGAUUUAGCUAUUUAGGGCAAUUUUUUAUACACACAGUGUAGCGAAGAAACGUGAUGACGGAAAGGAGCAAUCGGUGGAAGUGAAAGAAAAGUGAACAACUUGCCGGAUAGUACUGUUUUUUUGCGUUAGUUCUUAAUUAUUUGUUGGAUUUUUUGGUUAGAUUAGUAAUGGCUUUUCAGUUAUGGAAGGUUCUUCUGGAUUGAUUUCGAGUUAGAUUGUUUCGUUUGAUUAUCUGAAAGGUUAUUUUAAAAUGUCUCACUGGUUACCAUUAUCUACUUUCUUUGUACUUGAUGCGUUCGUCUGCUAACCACAUAUGAGUUAUAUUUGUAUUUGUUUAUGUUGAACGUAAUAAAAUAACAAGAAAACACACCGUUCAAGUUUCGAGCGGCAAACUACACCUGAUUCAAUCUAAGUCACCACAUAAUCGGGACAGCCGUCGCCGAACCAGAGUUUAUUCUAGUCUUUUCGAUUACGAACCUAUUACACUAUUAUAAUUAGUAUAUUUAAUAUGUUUAAUAUUAUUUAUCGAAUUCGUAUGUAUUUUAUUAUAAACUGUCGCUGAGAUGUGUAGUGUUUGAGUUGUAGUUUAUAGUUUGUGUUAAUUUAUUUAUGUACGUUCAAUAUCUUUUUACAUGUUCGAAACACACUACAACGACUUAUUCAUUCGAUUAAGUUAAACCUUUGGCUGGUCAACUGCUUUGAUUUCGUGCACUUUAUGUUGGAAUGAUAAUGACAAGGAGUAAAAUACACUAUGCAAAACUAUAA
Messenger RNA from Malaya genurostris, 3412 nucleotides. Its product is annotated as ELAV-like protein 3. Gene Ontology annotation, molecular function: RNA binding. Bases 1036 to 2085 code for a protein of 349 amino acids. The transcript is spliced from 8 exons. NCBI's taxonomy places the organism in Eukaryota, Metazoa, Arthropoda, Insecta, Diptera, Culicidae. Gene Ontology annotation, cellular component: ribonucleoprotein complex. The record is from RefSeq and is a predicted model, not a curated record.